AUGGCCACCGACUACGACUUCUCCGACGAGUUCACCACAGCUCAAUACCUAUCCCCCGGACGAGGCCCCAUCCUCAUCGAACACAACCCCCCACCCCCACCAAAUCAGCCCCUCCUGCAAAGAAUACUCCACCAAGCAACACCCCAGCUGUCUACAGACACCAUGACCAUCUUCGUUGUCCUCGUCCUCACCUCGCCCGAAAACACUUCUUUCAACAUCAACCAAGUCGAGUACAAAAUGCCGUCCUAUUACCAACACAUACUACAACAACUCCCCUCACUCAUUGCAACCAUUCUGCUCGCUUUGAUCUUCCGGAAAAUCUUCUACAAGUAUCUCAACACUGCCAGGAAGCGCAAGCACGCACUCAGAGUCGUUAAUAUCAACAUUGGUAUCAUCUUUCUCCUGUAUGUUGUCGGUAGGAAUGCAGUGAUGGUGGCGGAGAUGCAGGAUCAGCUCAAGAUGGAGGGUAUAUUGGGGAGGUGCAUGUAG
Alternaria viburni is the source of this 489-nucleotide messenger RNA. RefSeq lists its product as uncharacterized. Bases 1 to 489 code for a protein of 162 amino acids. The transcript is spliced from 2 exons. Lineage: Eukaryota; Fungi; Ascomycota; Dothideomycetes; Pleosporales; Pleosporaceae. The record is from RefSeq and is a predicted model, not a curated record.